Molecule: messenger RNA, 2171 nt
Organism: Rhipicephalus microplus (southern cattle tick)
Lineage: Eukaryota; Metazoa; Arthropoda; Arachnida; Ixodida; Ixodidae
Biological process (GO): regulation of transcription by RNA polymerase II
Cellular component (GO): nucleus
Molecular function (GO): DNA-binding transcription factor activity; RNA polymerase II cis-regulatory region sequence-specific DNA binding
Source: RefSeq, a predicted model, not a curated record
GAUGACUUCACAGCAGAACCGGUACAUGGAGCAGCACCAGGUGUGGUUUGUGAUUUGGGACAAGCUGUGGAAACAUCACCAGAGCCAGCGUGUGAAACGAACAAUGGUUCAAGUGCAGCUAAAGUGCAGAGAAAUCGUGCAGAGAAAUCAAGUGCAGAGAAAUCGGUUCAUGUGCAGCUAAUUAUGUGCCACGAAGGAUCCCAAACGGAUGAAAAGAAAAUUCUAUCAACAAUUGCUGUGCAAACAGAACCAUACGCUUUUUCUUCAGGCUCCUUGUCCUGUGCAUCCACGGAACAGUCUUAUUCACUGUUGUCUGUACGAGGCCGACUUCAUUCCUGCCAGCAGUGCACCUAUGUGACACUGGACAAGUCAACUAUGAUUAGACACCUUCAGAAACACAUGGGCGAGCCUCCCUACCAGUGCCACUUUUGUCCAGCUGCAUUCAUGUACAAGUCCAAGCUGGUGGCUCACGUGCGCACCCACACAGGAGAGCGGCCUUUCUCCUGUGUUCACUGUAGUGCGUCAUUUGUGACGAAAAACACCCUCAUUAGGCACAUCCGCACACACACUGGAGAGCGGCCUUUCUCUUGUGCCCGCUGCAGUGCAUCCUUUUUGCAGAAAGGCCACUUCAUUGAGCACACCCGCACACACACAGGAGAGCGGCCCUUCUCCUGUGUCCACUGCAAUGCAUCCUUUAUGAAAAAAGGACAUUUUAUCGAGCAUAUGCGCACUCACACAGGAGAGCGUCCCUUCUCCUGUGCCCACUGCGGUGCAUCCUUUAUGCGGAAAAGCAACCUGGUGAGACAUGUCCGCAUGCACACCGGAGAACAGCCAUUUUCCUGUGUCCACUGCAAUGCUUCCUUUUCUGCGAAAGUCACUCUAAUUCGGCACAUGCGCACUCACACAGGAGAGCAUCCCUACUGCUGUGUCCACUGCAAUGCUUCUUUUUCUGCAAAAGUCACUCUAAUUCGGCACAUGCGCACUCACACAGGAGAGCGUCCCUACUGCUGUGUCCACUGCAAUGCAUCCUUUUCUGUGAAAAGCGCUCUAAAUCGGCACGUGCACACUCACACAAGGGAGAGUUCUUACUUCUGUGUUCACUGCAGUGCAUACUUUGUGAAGAAAAGUUAUCUGAUGAGACACAUCCGUAUGCACACAGGAGGAAAGCCCUUUUCCUGUGUCCACUGUAAUGCAUCCUUUUCUAUGAAAGGCAACCUAAAUCAGCAUAUGCGUACUCACCAAGGAGAGCAUUCCUUCUCUUCUCCGCAACACGAUGCCUUCUUUCUACGGAAAGGCAACGCUGUGCAACCCAUUUGCAUGCACACUCGAUAGAGGCCAUUUUCUUGUCUCUAUCGCUAUGAUUACAAAAAUUCGAAGUCAAAGGGAGAAACGUAAUUGCUUCAUUAUAACCAUUAGUUUGUUAGAGUCAAUAUACAUUUCUAUGGACAAUUAGCCAGUAAGAGUGAUUGUACUCACCACCGAAUGUGACAGCAGCCCGUCGCGCAAAGAAACACAUUCAUCGGAAGGCAAAAGGCUAGCACAAUAAUAAAGAAAAACACAUUUUAUUUUCACCAAAUACAACGCUACAGCUGGCAGAUCACUUCGGUGAAAAAUAGUCAUUAAUAGACUUGUCUACUUCUCCUUACGUGAAUUACUUCUUUUUAAGCUGCAGCAGCUAUUGCGAGUUCGUCCUUUCCAUCAUUUUAAAGACCUAAAGAAGCAACGCAACAGGUCUGUCGCAUCCAGCGCUUGCGCAGACGUCGGUACGCCGGGUUUGCCAACAUUAGGCUCCGGGGUGUGGACUCAUUAGUCACUGUCAACAUGCACCCCCGUCACCACACACACAAUUUCCCAUCCGACAACUCUUUGCUUGUCACUUCUUCAGCAUGGGCACGGACGUACGUUAAGAAAGUGUCGCAGUCAGGCACACUGGAGGCGUCAAGGAAAGGGUCCCAUGACAUCUGCGCCUGGUCGCCCGCGGUAGCCUCUCUGGUGACAUUGCUGAAAUCUGUGCUGGACUCUCCGUUGCUGACGCCAAAUGGGGCAUGCCGAAAGCAGUUGGUGAUCACGGCCAUCUGGGCAGCUUGCAAAAUCUCCAUUGCCAUGUUCAGGUUGUUGUUUCGCACAAACUCAUAAUGAGAAAUACUCGACCAAUGACAUGCUAGCGAUAG